Messenger RNA from Anolis sagrei ordinatus, 4771 nucleotides. It is a transcript of the gene OLFML1, whose product is annotated as olfactomedin like 1. The record is from RefSeq and is a predicted model, not a curated record. Lineage: Eukaryota; Metazoa; Chordata; Lepidosauria; Squamata; Anolidae. Gene Ontology annotation, biological process: signal transduction.
GCUGAGCAACUGUUUUUGCAAACAGUAAUACUGGCGUAUAAAGAGAAGACUGCUCAUUCAGUAAGACUAUUCCUGAAAUGUGCAAUUGAUAAAGAUACUCUAAAAUCAGAAGCCUUCCUAUAUUAGGUGGUGAUGAAGUCUAUUGCAAGGAAGGGAAGAAGGAAUCAAGGAUUUUUGCUUGGCCUUGCUAGGCUACAUUCCUUGCACAACUCUUUCUGAACAUCUGGACCCAAUCAAACUGAUCACAAGCUGGAAAGCAGACUGUUGGCUCCUAGAAACGAACUUAUCUAGCUGAGAGCUUUGCACAACUUUAUUGUGUUAAUGAGAGACUCUCGGAACCUAAACAGCCAUUUUAAAUCUUUGCAAUGUUGUUUUGUUUAGUGGAGCUGAAGACACGUAAGCAUACCUUCCGUGCUUGAGAGAAAUUACACUGAAGUCUUGGAUGUCAAAUCUGGGGUGUCUUCACAAGUAUUUGAAAAGGUUUGGUUUAAUGAAACAAUGGCAGCCUUACAGCUCAAAUUUUUAUUAGUUUCAUUUUUCACAAGCAUCAUGGGAGAAGCACAAUAUUUAAUGCAGGAUGCUGGAUUGGUACAUUACAUCGACCGGCGAAUUGUCUCAAUAGAGAACAGAUUGAACAAAUGCAAUCAAGAUAUAGCAGAUUAUGUGGAAGAGUUCCGAGAGUUUUCAAAGAAAAUGAUGUCACGCGUAGAAGGACUUGGCAUUUUAAAGACAGAGCUUAAAAAUGAAGUGGAUCAUUUGCUAACAAGAGUGGAAAGAGCUCAGAGAGAAAUUGACUACUUUGAAUCUGCAAAAGAGUCACCAAGCCCCUGCGUGGAAGUCGACAAAGACCUACUGGAGCAACAAUUAGUGGAACAAGAAGAGUCUCGGAACAAAAUCAAGCUUAUGCUUAAUGCAAGUUGCAGCUACAUGAUUGCAAGUAUCAAGUCCCUAAAGAUAGUGAAGAAAUCUGGAGACAUGCAUGGCUCAUGGUUGAAAGACCCAGGCAAGAAUCACCACAAAAUUUAUUUCUUAACUGGGACAAAGAACAAAACUGUAAUGGAGUUUCCAAAUAUCGGGGCUUUCAUUGAAAACAAGAAAAAACCAUCGCCUCGGAGAAUUAAUCUUCCAUUUCCAUGGCAAGGAGCAGGACAUGCUAUAUAUAAUGGCUUUCUGUUUUACCAUAGAUAUGGUUCCUUAAAUGAGGUAAUUAAGUUUGAUAGUCAGAAGAGAAAUGUGACAGGCCAGAUGUUUCUGCCUGAUGCAGGCGAGGCACCUGUCUAUGAACUUAAUCCUUCUACAAAAAUAGACCUAGCUGUGGAUGAACUGGGAUUGUGGGCAAUUCAUGCAGAGCCAGGUGGCAGCAAAAAUUUGGCCCUUACCAAAAUCAACCAUGAAGCCAUGGUUUCAGAGUAUACUUGGGAUACAAACUGCAAAAGCCAGAAUGCAGAAGCAGCUUUCAUGCUAUGCGGUGCCUUGUAUGUAGUAUACAAUUCACCAGGGGGAGGCACACCUCGUAUAGAAUGUAUUUAUGAUACUUUAGAUGUCAUCAGUCCUUAUGAAAUUCCAACUAUUCAUUUCCCCAAACGCCAGACAAGUCAUUCCAUGGUGCAUUAUUACCCCAGAGAAAAGCAACUCUUUGCCUGGGAUAAUGCAUCUCAGAUCAUUUACAAGCUCUUGACAAAGCAAAAGAGCUAAAAGAAUAACAACAAUCCUCCAUUCCAUCCACCUUUCCCAGUAAAAGUACAGGUAAUAGAAUGGGCUGCAGAAUGCUAUUGUUUUUUUCUAUUUGUAUUGUAUACAUUUUAGAAUUUAUUUUUUCAUCUUUCUAUACUUUUAAAAGACAUUAUUUUCACUUCUCUCCAGUCAUCUAUGAGCACUGCAUAAUGUCUCUUUCUCCUUGCAAAGAGAGAUCGUUUUUGGAUGCAACAACCAUAAACAUUUCUGCUUCAGGUUGCAGAUCAGGGCAAAAGAACUAAACAACAAUUUGGUGGUGGUGUGGCUCUUUGGAAGCUGUUGGCCUUGAACAAGUAUUUUUAUUAUUACAACUAGCCAUGCUAGCUAGAAAUAAUCUCAGAAUUGCAUCCCCAAAAGUAUCUUUUCUAAAUCCAAGGAGAAUGGACCUGAACAACGAUUGAGGAAAGUGUUGAACACUUGUCCUCGUCCCAAUGAAGAAAAAUGAGUGACAUAAGUGUUUUUAUCACACAAACAGUGCACCUAGUUUGACUUUUCUUUCUUGCUUGUUCCUCUCCUGCCUUCCCCUUAUCCAAGAUAGUAUUUUCAUCUCUAGUUUUGUUUUCCUCUGAAUUUCCUGUUCUCUAUCCCAAUUCCACCCCAGACAGACAUCAUAAAAUUGUUUUCAAGACCAACAUCAGAAGACAACCAUUCAGUAAAGAGAAACCUGCCACCGUCUUAAUGAAUCGGCUGUUUACACCAGAAUCCUCAAAUAUGUCAUCUUUUCCCAUAUUCCCCAAGUCUUCGGAUUCCCAAAUUUUCCCUGGCUGCCUUGGCUAGCUUAUAUUCACACACUGGCAAAACCUUAAAAUAUUCAGCUAUGCAUCAUCUCAAUCACUUUGGCUCUCUCCAACCAUCAAUUCCUUUCUGCCCUGAAUACAUUUUCUUUUGACCUUAAAAUGAUAGUUUUUGAUUUUCUUCUGCAAAAGGCCAAGAUCUCUGAAGGAGAUCGCAUUCUUCAUUUGUAAAGGUCCCUGAUUCAGCUCCCAAAAUAAUCUGAAAUGUUUUGGAAUGCUUCCUGCUAAAAAUGACUCUAUGUCAGUCAAUAUAAGAAAUGCUAUAUGGUGCUGCUCCUAUCAUUAGGCAAGUGAGGCAGUGGUAGCUGAUAAGGAGCAGUGAUGGGAUUUUGGAUGGUAACGCCAUGCAUGCUCCCUGAGCCAUUUCUGCAUACAAGGCCUGGCCAUUUUUAACUCCAUAAGGGCCAGAUUUUUGGUCAGGCUUAGCUGCCUACUCAAAACCAAGCUACCUGCAAAACUGCAAGCUAAUAUAUUGCUUUCUCCCACUUCCUCCACUAUUGUGAAGAUAUCAGCUAAGAGUGAGCAAAAGUAUGAAAUCUUGUAUGGAGUUGCAGAUUCCUUCUAAUUAGAAAGUAUUGGUCUUUGUAGUUUGGUGAGGUGCUAGAAGGUCUCUGACUGAGAGUUUUAGCCAAUACUUCAUCAAACUGCAAACCUCGGGAUUCCACAGGAUGUUGUUAUAGCAGUUAAAGUGGAUUCAUACUGCUACAAUUGUAGUGUUAAAUGGCCCCUAGUGCUUUGAUCUGUAAGUGCAAUCUCCAAUAUAUCAAGAAUUGGAAUGGUCUGGUUCUCCAAAUGUUGAACUGCAAUUUGCAUCACCCCUUGUUUACAUAGACAACUAUGCAAAAUGCCAGGAGUUGCAACACAACAGCAUCUGAAUGACCAUACAAUUUCCAUGUUUGGACAUGGAAAUCCACUUUAUGACUUCAUUUGGGUUGUGCACACUCAGGACAACAACUACAACUCAACAGAGAUGCAGGUCAUGUUGUGUGGCACACUCACCUCUGUCCUCCAAGAAAGGACAGCUAAGGAGAAAAAGCUUGAGAAAUGGUCCCUGCUGAAUCCCAGCACACGCCACCAGAGAUGCUACUUGGUGCUCCACAGAAAGGCAUCUUGAGAUGGCAAAUGGUCAAUAUGGGGAUGCAGGGAAGAAACUUUACAACAGACAUAGUUUGAUUAAACAUUCCUGCUAUGUGCAUAAUGGAUCCUGUGGGAUGGAGGUGAUUACCUUUUACUAGCGGGGAACUUCCACACACGAUAGAGAAGAAUAAAAUGUAGAAGCCUCUUUCAAUGCUCUUGAAGAGCUAGUUGUGUGUAAAAUUCUAGUUCGUCUCAACAUUUAAGAUCUCCACUAAUAUAGAAUCACAACAAUUCUACAAUAUUAUUAUCUUCAGAGCUGCUGCAGCCAAUUCACCAGCCAGUAACCAUACAUCUUCUGAAAAGCUUCUCCUUAUUCAGCUAGGUUUUCCACUAAACAUUAGAUAUGCAGUUCUACCAGCACCCUUACUGAAAGGCUUACCACUUUGGUAAAAUCUGCUGCUGCCUUCAAGAAUCAUGGAUGAUCACUCUUGGCCCAGUAUGAUUGCCUUACAGAAGUAGAGUGUCCGUGAUGGGUCCAUAAAUGACUAUGAAGACCUACUCUGGAUCCACAUGGUCUUUUACAUUGAGGACAUAUUCCAUAUGGAAGGCAGUCACAACAAGGAUUUACUUGACUUGCAUUCCCCUUCUCUCUUUUGGCCUCUAUUCACACCUUCUCAAAAUCCAUAGUGCCAUUGGCAACAGCUGAUCCCCAGUAAAACACUUGAGUGCCAAAGCUUUCCAGUUCUGUUUAUAUCACAUUUUCUUUAGGUUAGCUUUAAGCCCAUAUUUAAAUCUCCUCUGUUGUCCACUGAAAUUCCAUUUUCCAUUCUUAUGCUGAGAAUAAAGUAACUGAUUUGAUUGGGCAUUUAGACAGCAUGGCCAGUCCAGCAAAAUUGAUGGCAGAGGAUCACCAUUUCAAUGCUGGUGGUGUUUGCUUCUUACCCCCUCUGAGUCCCCCUGCGGGGGUGAGAAGAGUGGUGUAGAAAUGAUGUAAAUAAAUAAAUAAAUUCUUUGGUAUUCUCCUUCAAGAAUACUACAAGUAAAUCUAGGUUCCCCAAUAGGAUGCAUGAUAUCUAUGUAUUCUUGUAGCUAUCUGUAUGCUAGUUUUCCUAAUGUAGAGGAUAUAUUUUUAAAGAAAUGAAAUAAAAAAUGAUAUAUUGGCACAA